Messenger RNA from Annulohypoxylon maeteangense, 730 nucleotides. RefSeq lists its product as uncharacterized. The coding region runs from base 111 to 641 and encodes 176 amino acids. The transcript is spliced from 5 exons. NCBI's taxonomy places the organism in Eukaryota, Fungi, Ascomycota, Sordariomycetes, Xylariales, Hypoxylaceae. The record is from RefSeq and is a predicted model, not a curated record.
UUCUUGUAGGAAUGCUCUCCUAAACAAUCUUUUCUGGAACCUUAUCCACUCAAGCUACCAACUUAAAUACUGUUUUUUUGAAUUCCCACUCCAUAUCUACUACAUACAUCAUGGAAUUAGGACCUCAACCCGACUUUCCAGCUAUGGCGGAAUAUAUGUCCCGAGUUGCAGAUGGGUUAUCGCUAUGCGGUAACUUGCCCGCAAUUGACCAUGGCCAACAGAUCGUGACUAUUCUUCAAAGAAUGGAAACAGAUAUUGGCACCAUCAAAGCCGAUGUCGCGACUUUGAAGGAAGAUGUUGCCAUCCUCAAGGUAGAUGUUACUACGCUCAAGGCAGAUGUUGUCAACAUCAAUACCCGGCUUGACAACUUCGAGUCUCGCUUUACCGCUUCGGACGAGAACAUGAUUUCACGCCUCGUCAACAAUAGCGUCAAUGACCAUACAAUCACGCUGCGACCUCUUAGAGAUCCGAACAACAUGAUUAUUGAUGAACUUGAGACCACGGUCGGGGAGAUCAAAAAUAUGCCAGGCCAUGAGUUAGGCAUGAUUCUCCGCAGGCUGAAUAUGAGCAGUGAUGGGACUUAUAGUAAUAAGUUGCAAAGACUCUUAUAUGCAUGUGGUGUUAUUACGUUGCGUAACUAAUGCCUCGGUGGGAUUUGGUAGGGGAUGGGUUUCGGGUUUAGUGAGGGAUGGGUUUCGGGUUUAGUGAAGGAUAGGUUCCGGGUUCGGUA